Serinus canaria (Common canary) is the source of this 1083-nucleotide messenger RNA. RefSeq names its product leucine rich repeat containing 20 (gene LRRC20). The coding region runs from base 144 to 680 and encodes 178 amino acids. The record is from RefSeq and is a predicted model, not a curated record. Gene Ontology annotation, molecular function: protein binding. The transcript is spliced from 4 exons. Lineage: Eukaryota; Metazoa; Chordata; Aves; Passeriformes; Fringillidae.
CCUCCCUUGGGAACACUGAUCCCAUCGGUUAUUUUUAGCGUCCCUCUCCCAGCGGUCGCAGUGGCUGGUUUCUCCCUCCAGCCCUGGAUCCCCCAAGGCAAAGCGCAUUCCCGGCGGGACCGGCCGCCCUCCUGCACAGGAGGAUGGGCGAGGCGGUGGCGCGGGUGGCCAGGAAGGUGAACGACACGGUGGAGAACAAAGCGGAUUCCCUGGAUCUGGCCAACUGCAAGCUGAUGACCUUCCCUGUUGGAGUCUACAAAGCCAUGAGGAGCGUCACCGAGGGCAUCCAUCGCAUCUCCCUGGCCAACAAUGAGCUCAAGUCCAUCACCAGCCGAUUUGUCACCACCUUCAGCCAGCUGAGAGAGCUCAACCUGGCAGGCAAUUACCUGCACCGCCUGCCCGAGGAAAUCACCUCCCUGCUGCACCUCAGGGCCAUCGACCUCUCCCGCAACCGGUUCCGGCGCUUCCCGGAGCCCCUGGCCACCGUCCCCGCCCUGGAGAUCAUCGACCUGGAAGAGAACGAGAUCGCAGAGGUGCCCACGGACAAACUGGCCUCCAUGGCGCUGCUGCGGAGCCUCAACCUGCGAGCCAACCCCGUGGGCCCCGAGGUGCGCCUGCUGGUCCGGCCCCUGGUUCCCUUCGAGCUGCUGCUGUCUCCAGAGGAGCCCAUCCAUCCCUGAAUCCUGACAGCAUCCCAGUGUGCCGGCGCUGUCCCUGCCCACCGCAGGGGUUUGGCUGGGCUCAGAGCCUGCUGCACCCCCGGUUCUGCCCCCGGGCGGGUCCCAAACCCCAGCCUGUGCCUCGUUUUUCCUGAAUUAGAAGCCAGCAGCACGGCUCCCCCGUGGAGGGAUGGCUAUGCCAGAUCCCCAGCCGGGCAAUCUCCUGCUUAUGCGUUUUGGGGGUGCAGAGGAGCUGUGACACACGUGGUGGGAGGUUUGGGUAGAGCUGGGGGAUCUGGAUGUGCACCCUCCCACCUGAGAGCACCGGGAUGGUGGAGGAGAUCCCUGCAGCUAUCAGGGCUCUCCCUGGAAUUGCUGACACGGUGGUGGUGUGCCAAGUGCCUGAUUAAAUGCUUUCCUGUUA